AUACAACUACAGAUAUCUUCUCUAUACUUUUGUCUGAACCAUUUUACACAUUCGACUGGUCGUUAUGUCAAUUUUAGAGUGUGCAUGGGAUGCAUUAAUAACUUAAUAGAUUGCUGAAAUAUAGGCUACGACACAUAGCCAACUCUUUUUCAUGCCCGCGAGUAGACGGAUUAUGAUUCAUUUUGUGUAGGGUGUGUUUUGGACUGUACACUCGUUACGGGAUAUUGCACAUCACUCACUUCCUCUCCUUCUCCAUUUCUACUUUGUGCUGAUUAGUGUGCUGUUGAUGUUCGACUUGACUUCGAAUUUGCACAUCUGAAUAGUUUCGUUUUAUUUUACUACGUGUGUUUCUAAGACAAGGUGAUGGCAACAACUCAAGACGACUCCCACGGGACAGACUGUUGGCUAAGUAUGACAUAUGACCAUGUUGCCCGAUCAACUCACAUGCAGGCGUUGCUGAAACCUCUGCCGACUCCAGAAGGACAAGACUGCCCUCAGGGCAGCGAGUGCCAUGCCAGUGUGCUCGUCAGAAACCAGCACACCCCUCUGACAGCUGAUCUCUGCCCUGAAGCAAACCAGCUCACAGAACAGGACAAGAGCAAACAAGGCAUAGAUGAAAUCAUCACCAGCCUGCUGACUUCGGAAGACACGUUGGAAAAGCGGGUGGUGGUGUUGAUGGGACCGGCAGGGGCAGGGAAGAGUAUGUGUGUAGAGAAGUUGGCACAGGAUUGGUCCAAGGCCCAGGUGCUGCAGGGCUAUGACCUGCUCCUGCGCGUGUGUGUGAGCGAGUGUGUGACCACAUGGGUGAGCAGUGCGAGGGAGUCCGGGUCUGUGGGAGAGAUGGAGGAGACGAAGCAAAACUGUUUGUCUCUGGAGAACCUUCUCCUCUUGGCUCACCCUCACCUCUCCACCGCGACCGUCUCUUACAUCCUGGGGGAACAGUCCUCCUCCUCGGCCGCCCAGCCCCGGCUCCUCCUGCUCCUGGACGGGCUGGACCAAACCCCUCGUCUCCCCGAGAUCUCCGAGCUGUUCGUCCCUCCCUCUGAGCUCACUCUGUGUUCUGACCCCAGGCAACCGGUGCCCAUCUCCCACCUGCUCUGCAGCCUGGCACAGGGGACACUGCUGCCCGCUGCCUCCCUCCUCAUAGCCUCCAGAGAGGAGCCAGACCCGGACGUUGUGCCCCCUGGUGGCAUGUGUGUGGCGGUGCUGGGCUUCUCCCCGUCUCAGAGGAGCCAGUUCUUCCAGCGCGUCCUCCCCGACGACGACGACAACGACGACGGACGCCUGGCGUCUGAGCUGACCCAGGUCUGCGAGCGCGCGUUUGGGGUGUAUGAGCUGAGCGCCCGGCCCUUCUUCUGCUGGAUGCUGGCCUCCGUGGCUCGUGCCUUGCAGCGGGCUGGAGGUGCCCCUCCUCCUGAGACGCUCACGGAGCUGUUGGCCCACGCCGCAGCCCUCAGCCUGAGGCCCAGCGCCGCCAGUGCCAGCCCGGCAGCAGCGGCGGCGGCGGGUCAAGUCCAGCAGGCGCCCCCCGCCCGCACUCUCCUGCGCGGGUUGGCCCGGCUGGCGCGGGUCUGCUCCGCGGACGCCUGUCGAGGCUUUUGCUCCCGGGAGGAGCUGGUGUCGUGUGGUCUGGAGCCCUUCCUCUCCUCCCCGCUGCUGCUGCGUAACUUUCUGCGAGAGGGCUUCGACGCCAACGGAGACCACACGUUCGUCUUCCCGCGUCCAGUGAUGCAGCACUUCCUCACGGCCGUCAGCUUCUUCCUCGAGGGUUGCGGAUGGGACGGCGGAGCGGACGAGAUGAUGAGCGAUGUGCAGGAGGGCUGCGUGGGGCCGGUGGCGGCGUUUGCGGCCGGUCUGUCCGAGGCGUCCCAGCGGGCGCCGCUGGAAGGACUGUUGGAGGCCGGCUACGCUGCCGACCGGGCGGCAGACGUCCAGCGAUGGCUGGAGGCCCACGCGCGGGAGACCCUGGAAGGCUACCACAAAGACCGUCACCUGCGCUGCUUCCGUCUGCUGAGGGAGACUCGGAACCAAGUGCUUGUCAAGCGCAGCAUAAGCGGCCCCGGCUCCAGGCUGGGGAUCAGCUACGGUGGCCUGGACAGGGCAGACUGCGCUGCACUGGCCUACGUGCUGAGCUGCGCCGAGGAGGUCCAACAGCUGAACCUUUACGGCAGCAGGAACCUGACCAGUGAUCAGACCUCACUGCUGCUUCCUGCGUUCAAGCUGGCCCAGAGCAUCAUCCUGUCUCAGAGUGCCCUGACUCUAGAGUCCUUGGCCCAUCUGGCGGAGGGCCUGAGAGGCGGAGCCACCACGCGGCUUGACCUGUCCUACUCCAGCCUGGGAGACGAGGGCCUCCGGGUGCUCUGUCCUGCGCUCGCCCACUCCUCGCUGCGCUCGCUCAGUGUCCCGGUGUGUAAAUUCACCGCUGCGGUGUGCAAGGACCUGUCCGUGGCCCUCGCCGCCUGUGAGCUGCGUGUGCUGGACCUGCGUGCCAACAAGAUCGCCGACGAGGGACUCGCGCUGCUUAGCAACGCACUCAAGAGCCAGCAGUGUAAAUUGGAAGAGCUCAGUCUCCACAGCUGUGAUCUUACUGCAGGCUCCAUGAACACGCUCUCCGAGGCCUUGAGCUGUGGUCACUGUCCUUUAACAUCCCUUGAUCUGACCGGAAAUGACCUGUGUGACCCCGGAGUGAUCGCCCUGUCACAUGGCCUCAGCAACCCCAGCAUUAAAAUACACACACUCAAGCUGACUGAAUGUGAGCUGACUGGCUCAUGUUGUGCAGCUCUGGCUGCGGCUGUGCGAUCCGGAGGCUCACUGACAGAGCUGGACCUGUCCUGUAAUGAACUUGGCCAGGAGGGGGCGCUGCUGCUCUGCGAGAGCCUCAAGAGACCGGAAUGUUCUCUCAUCGAUCUCAGCAUGACACGGUGUGAGCUGACCCUGCCAGUGUUCAGUGCCCUGGAGGAAGUGCUGUGUGGUGGCUCUAAGCUGAAGGCUCUGGCUCUGGGUUUGAACAAAGUGGGAGACCGAGGAGCCAGACACAUGUGGAACGCCCUGAAACACGGCCGCUGCCAUCUACAGGAUCUGGACUUGGAGAUGAUUGGCCUGACAGAUGACUGUGCGGUGGAUCUGUGUGAAGCAGUGAGGGCCCAUGGCUCUCUGAAGACUCUCAUCCUAAAGAACAACUCCCUGACUGACAGCUCCAUCCCCAGCCUGGUCCAGCUGGCCAAGAGCUGCCGUGGCCUCCAGGAGUUGAAUUUGCAGUACAAUGACCUGAGUGAAGAUCUGUUUGAGCUGAUGGACAGCUGUUCCAGGAUCAGAUACUGAGUACUCUUGAUCAGCACAGAGCUGAUGAAAGCCCAGUUUCAUUACAGUUUACACGUCAAGUCAUUCUUAUUUGAAUUAUACCAACAGCAGAAUGUUGCAUCAUAUUUUUUCCACCACAAUAAAACAUUACACUUCGCACCA
Molecule: messenger RNA, 3462 nt
Organism: Sardina pilchardus (European sardine)
Lineage: Eukaryota; Metazoa; Chordata; Actinopteri; Clupeiformes; Clupeidae
Product: NACHT, LRR and PYD domains-containing protein 12
Exons: 9
Coding region: 364-3321 (985 amino acids)
Cellular component (GO): cytoplasm
Molecular function (GO): protein binding
Source: RefSeq, a predicted model, not a curated record